Messenger RNA from Momordica charantia (bitter melon), 2443 nucleotides. Its product is annotated as small ribosomal subunit protein mS81 (rPPR8). Gene Ontology annotation, molecular function: mRNA binding; protein binding. The record is from RefSeq and is a predicted model, not a curated record. NCBI's taxonomy places the organism in Eukaryota, Viridiplantae, Streptophyta, Magnoliopsida, Cucurbitales, Cucurbitaceae.
AAAUUACAAGUAUCUAAUACGUCUACAAGUCUCAAAUUUUGUACCUAAUACAUCAUUGAACUUUAAAAGUAUUAAUAUAUUCACAAACUCACAAUUUUCUACCUAACAGACUCUCAAUCUAUUCAACAUUUUAUAAAAUUCACAAAUUUAUUUUAAAUAGAGAUUCAAGCUAAGAUAAUGAAUCUCGUUCGACAGUAAUUAACAUGUACCCAGAGGUGGAAUGUUAGUAAAAAUGCCAAGAUGCAACUCCCAAGAUUUUUAUCAUCACAUCACAAGUGACUCUAAGUCCAAUCAAUUAUUGAAACCCUAAAAUAAAGUAGAGGCCCAAGUUCUCCUGUCGACGCGGGCAAGGUCCGCGAUUUGGGCUUCAUCGCGGGCGAGGUCCAUAGUACGAUUACCAUCAUACCAUCUUCUUCCCAGUCCCACUACAAGUUUACAACUACAACAACAUGUCGACUUACACUACUGAGAUUCAACAAGCCUCUCUUCCAUUUGACACCUUCCUCUCUGCAAAUUCAACAGCUUCCCUUGUUUCAGAGUUCCAACAUUAUAGACGAAGCUCUUCAAGGCAGACAUUUAAUUUAAUGGCCUUCUCCUAAACUCUUCACCUUUUCGCUCCUAGAAAAAGAAACUUCCGUCUCCGAUUGGGAUCGUGAAACGAAGAAAAAGUUGUGGUUGGUUACUGGUUAAUCGUCUGAGUCCUAAUGGGUUUCUCGGUUGAAAAAUAGCUGAUUUCAUCUCAUAAUUUGAGGUGAUGGAUGAUGGAAUCCAUGGCUGAAAACCCUAAAAUUGGUCUCGGAAACCCUCCCAAAAUUCCCCCUGGUUUUUCGCCUCCGUCGCGUCCGCCGGCCCAAUCCCCACGCUUCCCUCUGCAUCUCGACGAGCCUGACGUAUCCCCGGCUGCGAAAACCGUCUGCGAAGUACUGAUCAGAGCCUCGCCGAAGGAUGUAGAAGCGGCGCUCGCCGCGACGGGAGUAGCUCCGUCGCCGGAGCUUGUCCAAGAAGUUCUGAGGCUGUCUUAUAACUAUCCCUCGUCGGCGAUCAAGUUCUUCCGGUGGGCGGGGCAGCUGGCGCAGCAGUCGGCGUACUCGUGGAAUCUGAUGAUUGAUUUGCUGGGAAAGAAUGAAUUGUUUGACCAAAUGUGGAACGCCAUUCGAACGAUGAGGAAAGAAAAGGUCCUUUCAUUGCCAACCUUCGUGUCUGUUUUUGGGAGUUAUUGUUCUGCUGGCAGAUUCAAAGAUGCGAUGAUGAGCUUUGAAGUGAUGGACAGGUACGAAGUUGAGAAGGAUGUUGUGGCAGUGAAUUCUCUAUUGAGUGCAAUUUGCACCGAGGAAAAUCAAACAUCAAAGGCUUGGGAGUUCUUUGAGAAGAACAAAGAGAAGAUUCCUGUGGAUGGGGACUCAUUCGCCAUAUUACUAGAAGGGUGGGAGAAAGAAGGCAAUGUGGAGGAAGCCAAGGUUACAUUUGGUGAAAUGGUGAAAAGGGUCGGUUGGAAUCCUCAAAAUGUUUCAGCUUAUGAUGCAUUUUUGAUAACAUUGGUUCGUGGGGGCCAAUCUGGAGAGGCAAUUGAGUUUCUUCUAGAAAUGAAGAAGAAUGGUUGCUUGCCAGGUUUGAAAUUUCUAUCCAAUGCUCUUGAUAGUCUCAUUAAACAAAAUGAUGCAGACCAUGCGAUUAUAUUGUGGGAUAUAGUUGUGGGAAGUGGAUUAGUUCCUAACCUGAUCAUGUACAAUGCCAUAAUCGGACUGCUUAGCGAGAACGGUAAGAUCGACGACUCGUUUCGUCUCUUGGAUGCCAUGGUCUUCCAUGGUGCUUUUCCUAACUCCUUAACUUACAACCUGAUCUUCAGCUGUUUGAUUAAGACCAAGAAAGUUAGGGAAGCAAGUCAAAUAUUCAGGGAGAUGGUAAAGAAUGAGUGCCCUCCCACCCCUUCUAAUUGUGCUGCUGCUAUCUCAAUGUUCUUUGAUGGUUAUGACCCUGAAACAGCCAUUGAUAUAUGGAACUUCAUGGUUGAGAAUCACAUCAAGCCUAUGGAUGCAAGCGCAAAUGCACUACUCAUCGGCCUCUGCAACUUGGACCGGUUAACAGAGGUCAGGAGUUUCGCCGAUGAUAUGCUUGAUCGACGAAUAGGAAUAUAUGAAUCUACUAUGAAGAUUUUGAAGAAUGGUUUUUAUCAGCAGAGAGGAAGCGUAAGAGAGAAAUAUGAUAGUCUUUUGCGCAGGUGGAGAUCCUCCUAAAUUUUGUAGUAUUACCCUCUCUUCAAUUCCAUUUAUGACCAAUGCUGUAUUAUAUAUUCAUUCUUGGUGUUUUCACGAGAUCAGCAUCAGUGAUCAUUUUGAGGCAAGCAGAAUUUACCUCUUCUACACAAAUCAAAUUAGCUUAACAAUUUCACUUACUUCACUAUGUCAGAAAACAAUUUUACUUCUGUGUAUACUGUUGCUCUAUA